Sporisorium graminicola is the source of this 3837-nucleotide messenger RNA. RefSeq lists its product as uncharacterized. The coding region runs from base 1 to 3837 and encodes 1278 amino acids. The record is from RefSeq and is a predicted model, not a curated record. Gene Ontology annotation, molecular function: DNA-binding transcription factor activity, RNA polymerase II-specific; zinc ion binding. Lineage: Eukaryota; Fungi; Basidiomycota; Ustilaginomycetes; Ustilaginales; Ustilaginaceae. Gene Ontology annotation, biological process: regulation of DNA-templated transcription. The transcript has a single exon.
AUGCCCUCCGCGUACAGACAUCCCGAACCUCGUCACGGAGCGUCGCUUACUCUCGAUCUUGCCAUCAUGUCUGACCCUGUCAAGGCCAACGUCAACACUCGCAUGCCCAAGGGCGCAAAGCGUCCAAAGACCUCGCGUGCCUGUCUCGCCUGCCGCAAGCUCAAAGCAAGAUGCGAGCCUCCCGGUGGGGCCAAAGCCUCCUCGACCGACGACCCGCAAUCUUCCAAUCUGACCUUUCCUAUCUGCCAUCGCUGCAAGACCCUCUGCAUCGACUGUCUCUACGAGACGCCCGCUGGUCAAGUCGUCAAAGGACAAGAUCUGCAGCUUCCCAAUUCUACUCCUUCGCCCGUAGCCGACUCGAGCAAACCUCCGCGCAGUGCCAAGCGGUCCAGACCCGACGACGGAAAAACAGCUACUCCAGACCCGUUCAGCAACGACCGUGCCAUCUUCCUCUCUCCGGCCAUAUCUCCCUGCGCACUCACACGUUGCAUCUAUCGCGACAUUGACAUUUGCUCCUUGAAUACACCAAACGCCGCCAAUCUCGAACGCCCUGUCUUGGCUGCAAACGCUCUUUCGCGCCUCAUCGGUGCCGCUCCUACUCUCAAACAAGAAGCUCAAGACUACAUCCUCAGCCUCUCGGGCGCCUUUCGCCAAGAUGUGGGCUUUUCUCUUGACUGCAAGCAAGCGCCGCCCGUUCUUUGCGCAGGAAAAGGGGCGGCACGCCUCAUGUCUGGCCAGACGGUCGCACCACCCUACCCCAUUGACGAGCUCGACUACCUGCUUCGCUCCCUACAACCUUACGAGAGUACAUUACGCAUCGCCUUUCAGGGCUUGUACGGCGCUUUUACGCCCUUCCUCUCCACUCCGUUCGAAGACUCGCUCAACCUUUCGACGUGCGAAUCGGAAGCACAGCGCUUUUUGCUUUUCACCAUCUAUCUAGUUGCCUUGCCACAUCUCGAGUCGGCGCUACCCCUAGAUCCGAUCAAGAGACCACUGCGACGAGCUGUGGAUGUCUUGUUGCGCCGCACCAUCCACAGUCCGCAGAACGACCACCUGAACAUAUUCGCCCUGCACAACUGUGCAUCUUUGUUGCUCUUGCCUGUCGAUGGAUUCGUCCACAAUCAUCAACCCCUUCCCACACCAGAACAAGAGAAUGACGGCUUCUUGGAGUUCGCACCUGACCUCAAUCCCAGGGCCGCUAUCAUCACAUCGCUUCUCGUGGCGCAACGGCUUGGCUACGCCAGCUUCGCUGACAAGCUGCCGUCGAUACGCCAGAAAUUCGAAGCCGAUUCACCUGGCAAUGCACAAGUUGGCGAUCCAGCUCGUGACGAUUUCGCACACGCCGUGCUCUGCACCUUCACUUGGCUCGCCCUGCUUCAAUUUCGCGCAUCGAUCGACUUCGCUGAGGAUAGCAUCGAAUGGGAUUCUCUGUCGCAGUUCGAGCAAGGCAUUCCGCGCAUCCCCAUCAAUGCUAUGACCGCUGCACUUUUGCCUCCACCGCCCUUUCUCUCGCCUCGCGAACAGAGUCGGUGUUGCUGGAUGGCCCAACGCGCCGAGCUCUAUACCAUUGCUCGCGAGCACCGCCACCCCAAGCGCUCUGCAGCGUCCUUCUCGAAAAAGGAGGCCGAAGAGCAAGCCUUUGCGUACAAAAAGGAGCUCGACGAAUGGCGUUACAAGUUUAACGAGCAGAUGCGAAGCAUGAGCACCGGUUUUCGCAAAGAUCGGCGCGGCCUAGGAUUGCAUCGCUACUACUUUAUCUUUUCCAACGCCGAGGCGCAAUCGCUCCAAGUGUCGAUCGGAUCGGUUUACCACCACGAAUUUGUGGCCGACAUGCGAGAGCGACUACCGGAGCCCUUUUACGUUGACAACCUGCCAUGGAAGACGGCUGCAACUGUGAUGCUCGGGCACGAACAGGAUAGACUCACAAAAGCCAUCCUGAUCAACCUUGCUUUUACGGAUGCCAUGCUUAAGGCGCUGGGGUUGAUCUCGAACUUGACCCCCGUCAUGCCGCAGCUCUAUGACUUUGUUUCGUACGAGCAGACAGCAGCAAGCGAGAUCCCGUCGCUCUGCAUCGUCGCACCACCAACGCUACAGGCAGGUUUGUUCGCCGUUCCACUGCUUGCAGCAGCAGAUCUGCGUCUGUCGGUGAUCGAGACGUGGGGCGGCAGCGCGUCCUACUUCAACCAUCAUCUCUUGCCGUUGCUCGCCAAUUGCGUCAAGUCGCUUCGCGCAUGUCACGUCCACGUCGAUCCUCCGGGCGUGCUCAAGAUGCCUUUCACUACGGCAAAUCCUAUCGCCAACUAUCUGCAGGGUCCAUUCGAGAUCCUUAUGAGGAAGAUCGCUUCAGCGGAGGAGCGUUUGCAAAUCUCACACGUAGAGAGCAUCCUCAGCAACUCGUUCCUCUUGUCGAGCAAAAAGAAGGAGAUCGAGAAGAUUGCCGAAGAGCUGGCGCCCGACGCUUCCGAAAUGGUGCAGGCGAUCGCCGACAGUCAGAAGAUCGAGGACGAGAUCUCGGCCAGCAUGACUGGUUCCCUGCAGGUGCGAGGUAUUGAGGAACUCGAGUAUUCGGAAUAUGCGGUCAAAGUGUUCGGUUCAGACCUGCGUCAGGGAGAUGUCAGACCAAUUCGCAAGCCAGGUCGCAGUGAGAGCAGCUCUGCUACGACGCCAGAAGCCGAUACUCGACCAAAACCGGGAAACAGCAUGGAAAGAGGAUUGACGGGCAGUACACCUGCAGUGCCGCAAUUUCCAGCAAAGCGAACGGCACGCGCACACGCUCAGGUGGGCACUGCCACCGCUACUCUGCCAUCUACCAAUUCUGGUCCGUCUACACGGCCAGCCGAGUUUUGGGGUUCAGUAGCGCAGACCCUCCCGGCUCAUGCUGGUGGCCAGACACAACAUUCCACUGGGGAAAGUCACGAUGGUCAACACCUGUUGCGAACUGUUUCUGACUACGCGACGUCGUCCUCUCUAGGGUCGCUGCCGCAGCCGCCAGGAACAGCAUCUUCGUUGACGGACCAGACUGUCACACAGCUAGCGAUGCAGCCUGACUCGGCUCACUCGACUUUCUAUGCCGACCAAGGUCCACCGGGGACAGCAUCAUCACAUGGUGUGGCACACAGCAGACGACUUGGAGGCGCACCGACGAUGGCAGAAUCGCACGCACACGGCAACACAGCCAUGUACGCCAAUGAAGGCUAUUCGACCGAGGGUGUAGCCGGUAUCUUUGCUUACGAGCUUGACAGAGCCCCAAGCACGAAUGUAAUUGCGUAUGGCCUUGACUCUGGCACUCCGCAGACGCACGCUGAUUCCGGCGAACGAGGGUUCUCGGGGCACGGAGCUCACCAUGAUCAAGACCCCGCGUCGUUCGCAGGUGCUGCAAGUUUGCCCGGAUCCAGUCCUUGGUCGCAGCCUCAAGCUUCAUCCGAGGAGCGGCGCUACCAACACGAGUCUCAAACAGCUUAUGUGCCUGAUAACGGCUUCCAUGGGCAUCCUACUUUUGAUGCGUACUCAGUGCCUGGCCGCCAACCAGGGGUAUCUGCGGUGCCGGGUGCGGAGUACUUCAUGCCUCAGCAGCGAGCGCACGCCAACGGAGAUGUUGCUGCCGCCGAGUACCACUCGGUUGACCCGGGUAUCGAUGACCAUCAGCAGGCUCCUUCGCAGCAGGUGCAUCCGAACCAUCAGGGUGCGAAUGCUCCAUUUGCGCCAGCAGACCAGCAUCACGCCACCUGGGACGUUUGGCACUGGACUCCUGCUCAGCAGCAGCAGCAUCAUCAGCAGCAUCAGCAGCAGCAGCAGCAGCAGCAGCAGCAUCAGCAGCAACAGCAUUAUCGAGGCUGA